Molecule: messenger RNA, 1804 nt
Organism: Chilo suppressalis (striped riceborer)
Lineage: Eukaryota; Metazoa; Arthropoda; Insecta; Lepidoptera; Crambidae
Source: the annotation of a GenBank genome assembly
GACAUCUGAGGUGUCACCAACAGCGAACAUUUUCGUGCCACAUCUUUGAAAAUGUUUCGCGUUAAAAUUUGGCCAGUGGCCAUUUGCUUUUACUUAAAUGUAAUUAUAUUUAGUAACGCCGAUACUUUUACCUACGAAAGUAAUCCUUCGGUGGCUCUCUUCCAGAAAUAUAUUCAAAUAAAUACAACAACGUAUAAUAAUUUAGGACCCGCUGUAAGUUUUUGGAAAAACCUAGCGGCCGAACAAGGCUUGAAACUAAAGAAGUAUGUUUAUGUAAAAGGCAUGCCUGUUUUGGUGAUAAAGUGGCCUGGAUCUGACCCAACCUUGAGCAGCAUCAUGCUCAACUCGCACAUGGAUGUCGUGCCUGCAGCUGUAGAGGAUGGGUGGUCUUUUUCUCCAUUUUCUGGCCAAAUAUCCGAUGGCAAAGUUUACGGACGCGGUACACAGGACAUGAAGUCAGUAUCGAUUCAGUAUUACGAAGCUUUGAGGAGAAUGAAGGAGAAGAACAUAUCUCUUUUAAGGAAUGUUUAUAUGACACUCAUGCCUGAUGAAGAAGUAGGUGCUGAAGCUGGAAUGUUAAAGUUCUUACAGAGCGAAGAGUUUCAGGCCAUGAAUGUUGGCAUUGAGCUCGAUGAAGGUGGCCCCGUGAAUGCGCCGAUGCUUCCCGUUUUCUAUCAAGAUAAAGUCGUGUGGCAAUUAAGAGUGGACUGUCACGGAACCGCAGGACAUGGGUCUUCUUUUCCGCUCACAAAUUCUACAGCAGUUGGAAAAUGCCACAAUGUAGCGACAAAUAUGCUUCAAUGGCGAGACGAACAAUACUCGAUCUACACUAAAGCGCCGAUCACCGAUUCCGGCGUGUAUACAUCGGUUAACCUUAACAGAUUAUCUGGUGGAACCGCGAACAAUGUAGUGCCCAAUGUGGUUAGCCUGACGUUUGAUAUCCGACCGAAUACCGGAGUCAAAGAAAGUGACUUACAGCAGAAGCUGGAGAAUCUUAUUUAUUCUGCGGGAGACAAUAUCACAAUCACGUACAUUUCAAGGAAUCCUCAGAGCCCAGCCACGAUGGCUAACUCCACUAAUCCAUACUGGAAAGCUAUCACAGAAGCAGCCAAAGAUAUGGGCAUACCAGUCCUCGCCGCGGUGCCGCCAGGGUCCACAGACGCUCGGCAUGUGCGGCUAGCUGGAGUGCCGGCCUUCGGUCUGUCGCCUCAGAUGAACACGCCAAACCUGUUGCACGGCGUCAACGAGAACCUCGGCAUAAACACAUUCUUGGAUGGAAUUAACUUUUACGAGAAAGUGAUAUACAAUAUGGCCAAUAUACCUGCCGAUCAGGCAUCAGCAAAUCCCACGGCGUACUUGUAUGUCACUACAAACUGACACUUUUAGGACACUUUUAAGCAACACUUCUAAAUUAUUGCGCAACUUUAAUUAACUCUUAGUAAAAUCUGUUUUUAAUUUUAUUACUGGUUCUUUAGUUUUCUUAUUUAUUUAUUGUGAAAGUACAGACUUAGGGUCAAAGCCGAAUAGUCGGCGUAGUUGGAUACUUGCCCCGGUUUUGAAUAUACUAUGUAAGGGAUGUUGUUAGCGUUAGUGCUCUUCUAUGACAUAUUUUCCCCGAAAGCUUUAAUGUCAUGUAAAUUGUACAAUUAGGUACACGCGUCUUUUCCGUGUAAACAAAUAACUGCCUCUGCAAAAUGUUGACUAACGUCAAAAUUAUAUAAGGGAGUGUAUUCUUUCCAAUGUUUUUUUCACUGAUUAGAGAUUCAGAAAACUUUUAGUUGCUUUGGAGGAGUUUAAAUAACAC